This is a messenger RNA of Marchantia polymorpha subsp. ruderalis, 1360 nucleotides long. Lineage: Eukaryota; Viridiplantae; Streptophyta; Marchantiopsida; Marchantiales; Marchantiaceae. The record is from the annotation of a GenBank genome assembly.
UCUUAUCUCCAAUCCACCCACUUUUUUUGCCCUCACUUACUAUUUUUCCUGGUCUUCCGUUCUAUAAAAUCUUUUGUUUCGUUAUCCGCUUCCGUCUGCCGACAAAUGUGAUUCUUCACUGGGAUCUUCGACACAGCUUUUUAGCAGCUACUUUUCGGUUACAUUUCUGAUUCUGUAUGCAGUACCAAGUCUCUGUUGAUUUUCAGCAUAACAAGUCAACUGCUCAAUCGCAUUACGUCCCCACCAAGAUUUUCUUUUGGCGAGGCAGCAAGCGUCGGACAUAUUCCGGGCCAGCUGAAGAUCGGUGGCGACAACGUUGGACCCCAGCUGCUCUGUACGUAGAAAUUAUCAGUCAUUCGAGAAGCGAGGCAGCAAGCAACAGAAACUAUCAUUCUUCGGCCAACGUAUGCAGAGAGAGGAGUAGCAAGCGCAAUGGCUGAUGUCUUUCAAGAUGAUGAAAGUCUCUGUGAAUCCAUUCAAGUUGCAGAACCGCUGCCUGGCAAAGAAUUAGAGCAGAUUAUGACGAGAUUAGAAGGAAUUGAGAAUCCAGAUCAUAUUUCAACCGUGGCAGUCGAACAGUUGGUGUCCCUGUUAGCUGGAAGAGUCUGUAUAGACGGAACAGAGGACAAUUUUCUGGGUGCCCACUUGUUCACCAAAUUCUGCCCUGUUUGGGAGGCAUACCUCGUGAAGAAUCCGAAAAUCAGAGCAAGAGUCGAUCCCUUUUAUGUGAUUUCUAGGCAGCCCUUUCCAGCGAACUUCAGUGAAGCAGUGGCUCGCUACACCGGAGGUGCGAGGUUCACCUUCACCAAGCUACCAUCGAGGAUAGGAAACUUCGAAAAUACGUGGGCUUUCCCCAACAGAGAUCACGGCCUCCACUUUCUGGGACACAUGUCCACAGCCUGCCCCAAUGCAAGGUUCAUCACCAUAAACUCGAGUGUACAAGUGGUCAUUUAUUAAAAUCGGAAAUACUGCUGCAAUGUGACUGGCGUACGGGAGUUUAGAUUUGUCCUCAAGAUGGUCGAGCUCAAAUUAGUCUCACUCAUUCACAUGUUUGAUCUUAGAUCAACUUUCGUUAUGGAACUCGACUGGUCAGUUUCCCUACAAAACCCCGUUCAGAAUCUCGUGGAUCGAUGCGAAUUUUACGUUUUCCUUCGCAAGGAUGAUUAUCAUCAAAGCUACAACCCUUUCAUCCACAUUGCUGACUGUCACAACAAAAGCAACUCUUCGAUUUCGUUCUCGUAUUUGGAUGACGUUCUCGAGAUUGAGAAUAGGACGGGCCCAGCUGCAAUACCAAAAUUGAAGAUUAAAGGAAGAGGGUCGAAAUGGUUGAUUAUCUUUCAUUCUAAUUUCGUCGUGGCAC